Exophiala aquamarina CBS 119918 is the source of this 1206-nucleotide messenger RNA. RefSeq lists its product as uncharacterized. The record is from RefSeq and is a predicted model, not a curated record. The transcript is spliced from 2 exons. NCBI's taxonomy places the organism in Eukaryota, Fungi, Ascomycota, Eurotiomycetes, Chaetothyriales, Herpotrichiellaceae. Bases 1 to 1206 code for a protein of 401 amino acids.
AUGGGCUCAGUAGGCGAGUCCACUGGUCACCAUGCUCUCAUUUUUGGUGCCUCUGGUAUCACAGGCUGGGCCAUUGUUAACACGAUUCUGAACGGCUACCCUGACUCUUCAACCUUCUCCAAAGUCACUGCGCUCACAAACAGACCUUUCACCCAAGAAAUUGCGCAAUGGCCAAAGUCAGAAAAGCUGAACAUUGUUCCUGGUAUCGAUCUACUGAAGGGCUCCCAAUCUGAGCUCGAAGCGACCAUAAAGAUACGAGUCUCCGACGUUGACUCAGUGUCCCACGUUUACUUUUUCGCGUACAUUAUGGAUGCCGACCCAGCCAAGGAGAUUCAAAUUAAUGUCGAUCUCCUCCAGCGCGCGGUGUCUAGCAUCGACAACCUCUCGAAGUCUCUGCAAUUUGUUGUCCUCCCUACCGGCACAAAGGCAUACGGAGUUCACCUCCUUCGCGACGGCUUCCCACACGCCAACAACCUCCCCCUGAAAGAAUCCCACCCCCGCAUCCCAGAGCCAUAUGCCAGUGAGAUGUUCUACUACAACCAACUCGACCUCCUCAAGUCAAUGUCAUCAUCCCGCCCGUGGACGUAUUGCGAUGUCAUUCCCGACGUCAUCAUUGGUUUUGUUCCCCAUAACAACAUUUACUGCCUACCUCAGGCUCUCGCCCUCUACCUCUCCUUGUACCGCCACAUCAACGGCGAGGGAGCGGAAGUUGUCUUCCCAGGGACGACCAACAGCUGGGGGAACAAAACCAAUGACUCCAGCCAGGAUAUCAUUGCGAAAUUUGCCAUCCACGCAAGUUUACAUCCGGAUGUCAGCAUGGAGCAGAGCUUCAACGUCGCCGACAACCGCAGCCCAUCAACCUGGUCCAAGAAAUGGCCCAUCAUAUGCGCCUACUUCGGGCUCAAGGGUGUGGCACCAACUAACGGCUCCGGCCCAGAUCCCACAGGGUACGUGUCCGAGAACCGUGAGAAGUGGCUGGAGCUGGAGAAGAAGCACGGUCUCCAGACCGGGAGGAUUGGCAACGAGCGAAGUUACGGCGGAUUUCCAUAUUUUAUCAUGACGAUGCUAGAUUUUGAUCGGCAGCUGGACCUGACGAAGAUGCAUGAUGCUUGGGGGAAGGAAGGUGGGAAGGUAGAGGAGACGGAUACGAAGGGCGCGUGGUAUGCUGUUUUUGAUAGGUUUAGGAAAGCGAAGAUCAUUCCAUAG